UCCUAUUUAUGAACAUCUUGAACAAACUCUACACAGCCGUCCGUUGACUCUGAUAAAGAACCUCUAUUCAAACUUCUCAGAGACAUGGCAAAGAACCUCGUCAAGUACUCUGUGGUAGACGCAUUCACCGACUCACCGUUUAAGGGAAACCCGGCGGCUGUUUGCUUUCUAGAGGAAGACAGGGACGAUCUAUGGCUACAAUCGGUGGCUGCUGAGUUCAAUAUCUCCGAGACGUGCUACGUGAGUCGAAUCACUGAGUCAGAGGCUCACGACCCGCCUAAUGGGUCUUCUGUAAUUCCUAGGUUCCGUCUUAGGUGGUUCACUCCCCUUGCCGAGGUUGAGCUUUGUGGGCAUGCAACAGUAGCAGCUGCACAUGCUCUAUUUACAUCUGGAAAAAUAGAUUCUGACAUUAUUGAAUUCGCCACGCUGUCUGGAAUUCUAACUGCUAAAAGAGUUCUUGAGGUUAAUGAGGUUGCUGAUGGCUCCAAUAUUCAUAAUGGUGAAGCACACAAAGGCUUCUUAAUUGAACUUAACUUUCCUGCCGAUCCAAACACCGAAUUCAAUUCCGCCGAGGAAACAUUGAUCUCCAAGGCCUUGGGCGGUGCUACUGUGGUUAAAAUAAGAAAGACAACUAAUUUAGAGAAUCUCAUUGUUGUGCUCCCAUCAGCAAAAUCUGUUGCAGAAAUAAGGCCAGACUUUGGUGCAAUAGAAAAAUGUCCAGGAGGCGGGAUAAUUGUGACAGGGAUCGCUCCACCGGAGUCCGGAUUUGAUUUUCACAGCAGGUUCUUUGCACCAAAGUUUGGAAUCAAUGAGGAUCCUGUAUGUGGGAGUGCACAUUGUGGCUUGGCACCUUAUUGGAGUAAGGAACUGGGAAAGUGUGAUCUUGUUGCAUACCAGGCAUCACCAAGAGGAGGAGUCUUGAACCUUCAUUUGGAUGAGAAAAACCAGAGAGUGCUUCUACGAGGAAAAGCCUGUACUGUGAUGGAAGGAACUCUUUUGGUUUAAAUUUAUCAUUUUAAA
Morus notabilis is the source of this 1020-nucleotide messenger RNA. RefSeq lists its product as uncharacterized. Bases 85 to 1005 code for a protein of 306 amino acids. Gene Ontology annotation, molecular function: isomerase activity. Gene Ontology annotation, biological process: biosynthetic process. Lineage: Eukaryota; Viridiplantae; Streptophyta; Magnoliopsida; Rosales; Moraceae. Gene Ontology annotation, cellular component: cytoplasm. The record is from RefSeq and is a predicted model, not a curated record. The transcript has 6 exons.